AUGGCCGGGAAGGCGAUCAAGGAUGCCGUGCGCCUGGCCCGGGACAGGGGCCAUCUCCAGCUGGACCCGGCGCACGUCUUUGCUGUCCUUGUCAAGGAGAGGAGCACCCUGCCGGCGCAAGUGCUCUCGCGGCUGAAUGGCGACAGCCAGGAGGUGGCCAAAGGCUGUGACCGACUUUUGAGCAGCUUCAGCUCCCAGAGCCCGGCGCCAGAGGACAUUGCCCCGAACAACGCCAUGCGCGGUACCCUUGCAGAGGCAGAGAGGCUGAGGGCUGCCAGCGGCGACAGCUACCUCAGCCUGCCCGACCUUUUCCUAGCACUGCUGAAGCAGAAGUCGCUGAGAGAGGUCGUGUCUUCAGCGGGCUACAGCAUCUCGGCUGUGGAGAAGUCCAUCCAGGAAGUCCGAGGAUCACGGAAAGUGGACAGCCAGACCGGCGACGAGAACUUCGAGGCCCUGUCCAAAUACGGCAGGGACCUCGUGGCCGAUGCGGAGAACGGCAAGCUCGACCCCGUCAUCGGGCGCGAUGAUGAGAUCCGGCGCGUCGUGCAGGUCUUGGCUCGGCGCACCAAGAACAACCCUAUCCUGGUUGGAGAUCCAGGCGUUGGGAAGACUGCCAUUGCGGAGGGCCUGGCGCAGCGUGUCGUGGUCGGCGACGUCCCCGAAGCGCUGCAGGGCUGCCGCAUCGUCGCCCUCGACGUCGGAGCCCUGAUUAGCGGGGCCAAGUACCGCGGCGAGUUCGAGGAGAGGCUGAAAGCAGUGCUCCAAGAAGUCAAGGAUGCCGAGGGAAGAGUUGUCCUCUUCAUCGAUGAGGCGCACCUCUUGAUAGGCGCGGGAAAAACGGAUGGAGCCAUGGACGCGGCAAACCUCCUCAAGCCCAUGUUGGCGCGCGGAGAGCUCCGCUGCAUCGGGGCCACGACGAUGGACGAGUACCGGCGGUACAUCGAAAAGGAUGCCGCCCUGGAGAGACGUUUCCAGCAGGUCCACGUGGAAGAGCCUUCCGUGCAGACCGCCAUCACCAUCCUGCGUGGCUUGAAGGAUCGGUACGCAGCCCACCACGGUGUGAGCAUCCAGGAUGCUUCGCUCGUUGCCGCGGCGACACUGUCCAGCCGGUACAUCACUUCCCGAUUUCUCCCCGACAAGGCUGUGGAUCUUCUGGAUGAAGCUUGCUCCAAGAUCCGUGUGCAGCUGAGCUCUCAACCAGAGGCCAUCGACAGCCUGGAGCGCCGGCGGCAAUACCUGGAAGUGGAGGUGAAAGCGCUCAGCAAGGAGAAGGACCACGGCUCCAAGACGCGGCUUGCAGAGGCCCAGAAGGAGCUCUCAGCCGUCUCCGAGCAACUUGCACCACUGCGAGCCCGUUACCAGCAGGAGCGAGAGCUCAUUGACGACUUGCGCAAGGCCAAGCAGAAGCUGCAGGACCUGAAGAGGAAGCUCGAGGUCAUGGAGGCGCGCCACGAUGUCGACGCUGCCGCGGAUCUCCGCUACGACGCCAUCCCGGGGGUGCAGCAACGCAUCCGCGACCUUGAGGCCAAGAAGAAGGAGCAGGAAGACGACUCUGAGAGCCCGCUCCUGGUCGAGACCGUGACCCCUGCCCACAUCGCCGAGGUGGUCUCCCGCUGGACUGGCAUUCCGGUGUCCAAGCUCUCGCAGGGGGAGAAGGCCAAGCUCUUGAAUCUGGAGGCGGAGUUGAACCAGCGCGUCAUCGGACAGGAGGAGGCGGCCGCUGCUGUGGCGCGCGCCGUGCUGCGCAGCGCCGCCGGCCUCGCGCGGCGGAACCAGCCCACGGGCUCCUUCCUCUUCGCUGGGCCCACAGGGGUCGGAAAGACCGAGCUGGCAAAGGCGCUGGCCGCAAACCUCUUCGACAGCGAAGCGCGGAUGAUCAGGUUUGACAUGUCCGAGUACAUGGAGCAGCAUGCCGUCUCAAGGCUUAUCGGUGCGCCCCCGGGCUAUGUGGGACACGAGGCUGGUGGCCAGCUAACGGAGGCUCUGCGUCGUCAUCCCUACAGUGUGGUCCUCUUCGACGAGAUGGAGAAGGCGCACCCGCAAGUUCUCAAUGUGCUGCUGCAGCUCCUCGACGACGGCCGCAUCACCGACAGCCACGGCAGGACGGUGGACUGCACAAACUGUGUGGUGAUCAUGACCAGCAACCUCGGCUCAGAACAUCUCAUGGCAGAGGCUCGGCAUGGGCUUGGGCUGGAGAAGGCGCGCUCCAUGGUGCUGCAGACGAUCCGACGGUCGCUGAGGCCAGAGUUGCUGAAUCGCCUGGACGACGUCGUUGUCUUCAGCCCACUGUCUGGUGACGUUCUCCGCCAGGUCGUGCGGCUGCAGCUUGCGGAUGUCGUUCACAGGUUGGACGAGCUCGAGGUGACCAUGCACAUCACCGACGCAGCUGUGGACCACGUACUGACGGCUGCCCACGACCCAGAAAUGGGGGCUCGGCCACUGAAGCGCUACAUGGAGCGACAUCUGGUCUCGCGCCUCAGCACUCUGAUCCUCGAAGAUAAGCUGCCCGGUGGCAGUUCGGUCACCAUCGACUGGAAGACCAUUGGAGGGCGAGGUGAUUGGGACUUCGAUGUGGCCAUGGUGGCGAUUUUCAACACUGGAGAGCGAGCUGUGGAUCUCGUCCUGAUGGCUCCGCGGAACAAGAGCACGAUGCUGUAUUCGAUCGCCGAGAUGCCCCAUGAGUUUCGACCAGCGGCCCAGUUUCUUCUUCGUCAGCGCGAUCGCAAGAUGAGGGUUCGAGUGCUCCAGCACUUCCAGCCUGUCUUGGAUGCUGAUGCAGAGGAGAUGCGAGUUUCGAAGGCAACGAACUCUACGAAGCUUGGAUCUGCUAUUAUGAGCAAGUUUGUGGACGUCGCGGGCAACAAUUUGAAGCGAACAGUCAAGCUUGAGUUUCAAGGGGCCACGACGGCCACCAUUGCCAUGGAAGCCAUCGAGAAGGCGCAGCACAAAGCCCACCGUCAGUUUACCUGGACCGUGCGGAAGGUGUACAAGCCCGCCGAAGAAGGCGGGACGGGCCGGGACGGGCCGGACAAAGUGUCUGGGCUGCCGGACUUAGAGGACGCGCCUUACGAGAUUGCAUCUUUGCAGCUUCUGUUUGACCUGAAGGCGGCAUCAGCACCGUCAUGCAUGUCGCGACCGGGCUGCAAUGGUGCCAGCCAUUCAUUUCAUGACACGGCCUGUGUGGUUUAUUUGGUGUAG
Molecule: messenger RNA, 3198 nt
Organism: Symbiodinium natans
Lineage: Eukaryota; Dinophyceae; Suessiales; Symbiodiniaceae
Source: the annotation of a GenBank genome assembly